GUCCUUGACACACAUUUGUGCUCAGGUAUCAUUUAACAUAAGAGGCAGACUCUAACUCUCACAUGGCUCUUCAUCUCUCCCUCCUCCUCCUAAUCCUCAUCUUCGACAGACUCUCAGCAGAGAGGCAUGUGUCUGUGCAGACAGGAGGCUCCAUCACCAUCCCAUGUAGCUAUGAUCAGUAUUACAUAAACCAUGUGAAAUACUGGUGUCAAGGAUUAGGUUGGGAUGUAUGUUCGUAUGUAGUACGUACUAACCAUCCUAAGAGCAGUGGUAAGACCUCAAUCUCUGAUGACAUCAACAAGAGAAUCUUCACCGUGACCAUGACUGACCUGGUGUCAUGGGACUCUAAUACUUACAGGUGUGUUGUGGAGAUCAAUGGAGGAACAGAUAUCAUGAUACAAAGGUUCUACCUAUCUGUCACUCCAGGUACUCCAGAACUCUAUGUAGAACAACAGGAAGUGACUGGAGUAGAAGGAGGGAGUGUCACUGUCUGUUGUUACUAUAGUAACUCUGGAGAUAUGAAGUGGUGCAGGAUGGGUGGUGAUUGUGUGAGUGGGAAUUCUGGGACUUUAAAUGGAACAUCAGUGACAUUAACGCGGACUAGUGAUGCCAACAACAGAACAGCCUUAACAGUGACUAUGAGUGGACUGAAGAUGGAGAACACUGACUGGUAUUGGUGUAGAGUUGGAGAACUAGAGAUGCCUGUUCACAUCACUGUCAGUCAACAAACUGCAACACAGAGAACCUCUAAGAUGACCUCAACAACCCAAGAUCCAACCCCUCCACAACCCUCUGCCUCUCCAACUGCUGAGCCUGUUCAGACUGACAACACAAGUCAAGGAGCUGAGGGGAACAUGGAGGAAGUCCACCAGAGCUCCCACACCACUAGAGGGAUGCCUUCAUCCAUCAGGUCCAUAGAUGUGAAAGUCCUACUCAGCUCUCUGGGCAUGUUGGUGGUGGUGACAGCUGGUAUCCUAUUAACAUGGAAGAUGUGGAGAAGGCAUAAGGACAAUAAGGCCAAGGACCAGACAACUAACGACUCAGUGUCUGCUGACCCUGAGCAGGACAUUACAUACAGCACAGUGACCCACACCAGAGAAACAGCACAGCAGAGGCCAAACCCAGAGAGACGCCAUGAUGUGAUAUACAGCACUGCGAUGCAUGAUCCGUUCAGGACAGCAGAGAAGGAUCCAUUUCCUGAAGCUGAUGAUGAUGUCACAUACAGCACUGUCAUCCCCCAGCACAAGACCCAAGUAAAAGGGCAGACCAAGUCAGCAGAACCAGAUGAUAAUGUGGUCUACAGCUCACUAGCUCUACAGGUGACCACACAGCAGAGGGCAGCAGCACAGCAGUGACUGACAGAGAAGACCUUGAUCUUGUCAUUUUACUGGAAGGACAGAACACUCCCCUCUCCUGUGUCACAACAUCUAUCUGCCUCCAAUAUGAUUCUGUCAUACCUCUUGACCCACCCCAGAAAGACACCUCUAUCCUUUAGUGUAAUAAACUACUGAAGGCAGUCUGCUGUGUUUGUUGUGAUUAUCAUCACAUUUCUGUUAUUAGUUAUGUUCCACCACCUUUCCCCUUGUCUCUUAUUUCUUACAUCAUGAUCUUAUUGAUCUAGUUUAAUGUCCUAUGCCUGUAACUAAUCAUGAUCAAACGUGUAUUAAGAUCAUAGUAUAGACAGCUACUAUGUAUAAUAACUACUGU
This is a messenger RNA of Oncorhynchus masou masou (cherry salmon), 1707 nucleotides long. Its product is annotated as polymeric immunoglobulin receptor-like. The coding region runs from base 63 to 1355 and encodes 430 amino acids. The record is from RefSeq and is a predicted model, not a curated record. Gene Ontology annotation, molecular function: transmembrane signaling receptor activity. Gene Ontology annotation, cellular component: plasma membrane. NCBI's taxonomy places the organism in Eukaryota, Metazoa, Chordata, Actinopteri, Salmoniformes, Salmonidae. The transcript has 11 exons.